AUGCCUGCUCUUCUCCGAAGAUGCAGCAGUAAAUCUUUGGUUGAUAAAUGCAAACGGACGUCGAACGCUAGCGAACUGGACAGUCUGGAAAGUGAGGCAUUCGACGACGGCCGCUCACGGCGUAAAGGCGCCGGCUACAAGCGGGACAGCCAAUUUUCGCUUUUGUCCGACGCCGACGACGGGAACAAAGAUAUGGGACUUUCGGAGAAGGAUUUGCAGAGAGAUGAGAAGAAAAAAGCCAGUGUAACUCUACCCCAGGAAGAAGUACGCCGAUCCUACCGCAAAAUGUGCAAUAUAGAGGGCGUUUCACCGUGCGGCCGUUUCGCACGUCAAAUUGACGAUACCGUUGCUGACGUCUCCCACAGCAUGCUUGGCCCACGGGACGUCAAAUGCAUCUGCGUGGCCUUAUCAACAAAUGUGACGAUAAAGGACCUUGACCUUUCCGGAAACGACCUUAGCGGAAAGGGGGCGCUGUACCUCUCCGAGGCACUCAGGGAAAACACAUCCAUUGACGAAGUGACUCUGGAAGAGUGUAACAUCGACCAUCCCGGUCUACAGGCGCUGUGCGGGGUUCUGCUGGACAUGAAACCGCUCAAAUCCAUAGAUCUCUCAAAAAAUAAAUUUGGAACUCGUCAGGCUGAUCUCAUUGCCGAAGUUAUCAAGAAAAACGACUACAUAGAGAACUUGGUGCUGUCGGGGAAUGAGAUUGACAACGUCGGUGGGACAUCCAUAGGAAAAGCUCUCGGUAGUAACGUGGGACUUCGCAGGCUGGACCUGAGUUGGAACCACAUCCGCUUGGAGGCGGCGUCCGUUAUUUGCUCUGCACUGAAGCUGAACUCGACACUUGAGGAACUCGACUUGUCAUGGAACGGACUCUCCGAGGACGGGUGCCGCGCCCUGGGUCGUGCCCUACCCCAUAACCAUACUCUUCAGCGUCUAGACCUCUCCAGUAACAGAAUAAGCCCAUUCGCACUCAACGCACUCGUUCCUGGACUGCUGAAGAACGACACACUAAAAGAGCUAAGAAUGUGUAUGAACCCACUGACGACAGUAGGGGCAAUAGCGAUGUUACAGUGUUUUGAAAAGGCUAAAGACACACAGAUGAAAGAGUUGUACUUGAUGGAUAUCCCUGUAAAUCACGAAUUCCUCGAUGCUUUGGAAAACCUCAAGAAAGUGCGGCCCAUGAAAGUCCACCAUCGUGAACCCAACAGGAAGAAAAUCACUCAAAUCGUUAAGGAUCGUACCCUUAAGGACUAUGACCCCGCCAUGAUCCUGUUUGAGUAUAUGAAGCAAGAAAACAUGAGACUGAUUGACCUCUUCCGGACGUUUGAUACCGACUCCAGUCAGACAGUGACGAAGGAUGAGCUCCGGGAGGGAUUUGUUACUAUCAACAUGCCGUUGUCUGACGAAGCUCUCGAGUCGCUGUUUGAACGUAUGGACCUUGACGGCAGUAACACCAUCGAAUAUGAUGAGGUGAAAGUCGGCUACCGGUCUACCAUGGGGAAAAUGCGUUGUAGCAGCCGAAGUCAAGCCCAGACGAGGACGGAGGAAGACAAGACAUUCUUUUUAAAGCAACUGAAAAAGCUAGUCCACAAAGCACUUGGAGAUAAAAGAAAGUUGUUCGAGGUCAACGCCAAGAGAAGAUCGUCGGACGCGCUUAAAGAGCGUCGCGAGGAAAAACUUUUGGAGCUGCGCGGAAAAAGGCGGCAGCGGCAGAUCAGCAUCAUAGCGGUAUUUGAGAAGACUCUCGCGGCUGAAGAUCUUAAGAAAAAGAUCUUAGAGAGAUUAGAAGAAGAAAAAUGA
Molecule: messenger RNA, 1803 nt
Organism: Mya arenaria
Lineage: Eukaryota; Metazoa; Mollusca; Bivalvia; Myida; Myidae
Product: leucine-rich repeat-containing protein 74B-like
Exons: 13
Coding region: 1-1803 (600 amino acids)
Molecular function (GO): protein binding; calcium ion binding
Source: RefSeq, a predicted model, not a curated record